GACGGAUCGGAAAUAUUGUUUAUUGGUAUCGGUCGAAUCAGUUACAUUUUGGCGAGUGGCGUCACGAAAGCAUCGAUCAAUUUGACCUGUGGUACUGACUCGAGUUGGUACCUUUCGAAGAAUAAAGACAUGCUGAUCAACACUCUAUCUUGCUUAUCGCUUAUUCAAACAAUCCCAACCACCACAAAACAACAAACACCAAUCCCAAGUCCAUCAGUAUCGUGCAAGGAUUGUCCGAAUCUGCGAGCGUUACACCUUACAAAUUUGAAAACUGGCAUAACGAACGGUAAUCUGGUGAUUGAUCAUGAUACUACAUCAACUGGAUGUCGUUGUGUGGAUAUACAUUGCAGUGCUUUCGGGACGAGCAGCGAACAAGCAGCGAUCGUGUUCGAUGGUGAUGUCUCGAGUCCAUUCGCGAUUGCUACAAAUUCAAUCCAAUCAUCGCUUUGUUGCAACAAGCACUCUCAGUGGACUCAUGUCGACAAAACGCUGCUGAUCGUUAACGUUUCGUGCAUUCUUCUGCCUGCCAAAAACACCACUGAGAACGUGACAACAACUAAGGCAACACCAGUUACUACAACGGCUCAUCCUAUCUCACCUUCGCCUCCAACAGCGAGCUGUACCACUUGCUCAGCGCUGAAAGUUGCGCAAGUCAACAAUUCAAUGCAAACCAACGGUAUGAUCGUGAUGGACCGUACAAAAGUCAACGAAUGCAUCGUACUGCAACUGAGUUGUUCGUCGGGCAGUACUACAGCACCGAUUGAUAUUACUGAACCGGGCGGUACACCGUUGGUCGUUGGAGUAGGUGUGGUGAAUACCACAUUUUUUUGCAGUCAUCAAGGUCAAUGGUUGACUCUCACAGGAAAACCGGUCAAGACGGUUCUUUGUGUGAUCCCGAAAGGUAUCAGUACUUAUGCCUUCGUUCAGAAGCCUUUUAGUUCAGUCCAAAUAUUGCUGAGGGAUUAA
Messenger RNA from Anisakis simplex (herring worm), 966 nucleotides. The record is from the annotation of a GenBank genome assembly. Lineage: Eukaryota; Metazoa; Nematoda; Chromadorea; Rhabditida; Anisakidae.